CAGCCAGGCAGGUCACAUGACACUCAGUUCUAUGGUUCAGGCAGUACGGGCUUCACGGAGCAGGGCUAGCUGUUAGCUUCAGCUGACUACACGGCCGAAAUGAGUUUCCUUGGAGGUUUGUUUGGGCCAGUUUGUGAGAUAGAUGUACUUCUGAAUGAUGCAGAAAACAGAAAGACAGCUGAGUUAAAGACUGAAGAUGGCAAAGUGGAGAAACAUUACCUGUUCUAUGAUGGGGAGUCUGUAUCCGGCAAGGUGAACCUAAAUGUAAAACAGGGGGGGAAACGCCUCGAGCACCAAGGCAUACGUAUAGAGUUUGUUGGACAGAUAGAGCUGUUUUCUGAUAAAAGCAACACACAUGAGUUUGUGGACCUGGUAAAAGAGUUGGCCCUACCUGGAGAACUCACUCAGAAUCGGAGUUAUGACUUUGAGUUUAUGCAGGUUGAGAAGCCGUACGAGUCCUACACAGGAGCUAAUGUCAGGCUAAGGUAUUUUCUCAGGGUGACCAUAGUCCGCCGCCUUUCUGACCUAGUCAAAGAGUAUGAGCUUAUUGUCCACCAGUUAGCCACAUACCCAGAUGUCAACAACUCAAUUAAAAUGGAGGUCGGAAUUGAAGACUGUCUGCACAUUGAGUUUGAAUACAAUAAGUCCAAAUACCACUUAAAAGAUGUGAUUGUGGGGAAGAUCUACUUUCUGCUGGUCAGAAUUAAGAUCCAACACAUGGAGCUACAGCUCAUUAAGAAAGAGAUAACUGGCAUAGGACCCAGUACUACCACUGAGACUGAAACUGUUGCUAAAUAUGAGAUAAUGGAUGGUGCUCCAGUCAAAGGAGAGUCAAUCCCCAUCAGACUGUUUCUUGCAGGAUAUGACCUGACGCCCACCAUGAGGGACGUGAACAAGAAGUUUUCUGUGCGAUACUUUCUCAAUCUUGUCCUAGUGGAUGAAGAGGAUAGAAGAUAUUUCAAACAACAGGAAAUUGUUUUGUGGAGGAAAGCUCCAGAGAAAUUAAGGAAGAGAAACUUCCACCAGCGUUAUGAAUCUCCUGAGCCCAGGACCCAACCAGUCACUGCAGAGCAGCCAGAGAUGUGAAGCUAAAGAGACUAAAGCUGCACAAAGACUUUCUACCAGGCAGUCAGGCUGUAAUGGCUGCCUGUCUCUAAGGACUAAGAAAAUGGCGUAUACAUGAUGGCAAACCCAGAGACACAGGUUCCACCAUCUCACAGCUACUGUUGUAAGCUCUGAUUCGUCCUUAACCUUAUUUUGUCUUUUUCUAGUGAAUGACUUUGCAAAAUUGCAAUGCAAAAUUACAAAGCAUUAAUCAUUACCAUCUAUGCUCUGAAAAGUAUCCACUGUAUACGGCUAAAGAGAGAACUGUUCUGAAUGCUUUUAAGCAGGGGGCCUUCAUGUGAGUGUAUAUUUCUGCCGCGUCUGGAUUUCCUUGUGUUUUCAUAAUGGUUCAAAUAUUUCUGGCAUCCAUCCCCCCUCUCUCCUGUCGGUAAUCUGGUUUGUUUGGUUAUAUUGGAUAAGGCUGAAAUUAAGGACAGUUGUAAGGGAUCAGAUCUAAUGAAAUUACUAUUUUAAAUACAAUAAAAAAGUAAAUACAUUUAACUUGUCUUAAAUGUAUUAAUUAAGCAGAUGAGUAAGCCCCCUUCGGUCGUCUUAUUUAUUCAACAGCUAGUAUGAUUUCUUUGAAUUAACUUUAUUGCUGAAAUGGUGUCACAUUUUGUUUAGUAUAUCUUAUACACAAUAUAAACUUUGAAAUGACUGUUUGAUGGUUUAUUUUCACUGAUCUUAACAGGUUUUUUUUUUUUUCUUGAGAGAAGUCAUUUUUAUAUGAAUAUAAUUGCAGUCUUCCAGCACUAACACUAAAUAUAAACACUAGACUAUACAUUUAUCUAUGAAAAAUGAGAACAUGUGUUUUCUACAUUAUGAAAACAAUAAUAUUAAUGCUUACACAUGUGUUCUUUACAACCAAAAUUGUUUUAUCUGCAAGUAAUUCAGAAUAGUAAAGUUAACUGUUAUAUGUAAGUACGUUCUCAUUGGCCCAACAGGAUAUUAGAAAGAAUACAGACCUCUAUGGAUAAACUGUGAUGCAUCAUUCUUUCUUUGUAAAAGCAUGAGUUGCUGUACACAUGUCUGAUUGGAUUUAUAACAGUUGUGUAUGUGUAAUAAAAAUGGCUUACACCUGCCAUUAUCUGCACUCAACUUCAGUAAAGCCCCAAAAAGGUGCCACUGUGAACCCCAAAAGGGCAGUUUAUGUCCUGCUUUAAAGAUGCACGCACACUGUUGAAGUCACUGAAUGCUUGUGUGAAGUAAUGCUGAGCUGAUUCUUUUGCACUUUCCAACUGUUAAACCUAAAGGGGGGUCAUUAAAAAGACACGCCGCUAUAUCUACCACCACUUAACAUUUGUCUCUUUGCAACUUAUUUGUACCGCAAUUACUUAUUUCAUUUUUCUUGUUACUACAUGAUAAAACAGAGUAUGUUUGUAACUUUGCAUUAUUCUUGUCAUUAGCAAUUUUGUUUUAUUUUUUGUCCCAUAUUGUAAAGGUAAAAUGCCAAAAAUGUCAGCUCAGCUCAAUUUAUUCUAUUGCAUGUAAACCAACCAUGUCAAAUCAAACCAUGAGUGUGCAUUUGUGUAUAAUAAAUGUAUAUAAAUAAAACUUAAACAAUAUAGAUAAA
Boleophthalmus pectinirostris (great blue-spotted mudskipper) is the source of this 2677-nucleotide messenger RNA. RefSeq names its product VPS26, retromer complex component A (gene vps26a). Gene Ontology annotation, biological process: intracellular protein transport; retrograde transport, endosome to Golgi. Gene Ontology annotation, cellular component: endosome; retromer complex. The coding region runs from base 100 to 1086 and encodes 328 amino acids. NCBI's taxonomy places the organism in Eukaryota, Metazoa, Chordata, Actinopteri, Gobiiformes, Gobiidae. The transcript has 9 exons. The record is from RefSeq and is a predicted model, not a curated record.